Molecule: messenger RNA, 816 nt
Organism: Phytophthora nicotianae INRA-310
Lineage: Eukaryota; Oomycota; Peronosporomycetes; Peronosporales; Peronosporaceae
Exons: 1
Coding region: 1-816 (271 amino acids)
Cellular component (GO): extracellular region
Source: RefSeq, a predicted model, not a curated record
AUGCAGCCCACCUACAGCAUCACUGUAGUGAUGCUAGCUGCGACUUUAGUGCUGGUACCGAACGUCACUGCGAAGGCAUGCACCUUUCUUCAGCGAGUGCAGAUCAAAAGUAUAGCAGCGGCGUACUUCGACAGUCCUGACUGCGUGAGCAGUUCCUUCAACAGCAGCGGGGACAUUUCCAAGACGGAGCUUUGUGAGAGUGCAUGCACGAAGCUCAUGCGCGAGCUACUUCCCGACACACCUGACUGCGAGAGGGACGACAGCAAUCUUGCAGAAAUAUAUGGCGACUUGGUGACAUGGUGCGACGGGUCUGAUUCUGGAUCGGCCUUUGCUGUUAGGAAGUCUAAGUGGGCAGCGGAUGCGAUCCCUAUUUGCACAGCCGAAGAGGUCACUAUAAUCAACGAUAUUAACACGGAAGGGGAGAACGGAGAAAACUGCCGUGGAAAUGUGCGAACUCACAUCGCUACGAGUGUGGCAUUUUGCAUCGACCCCACGUGCGUUGCGUAUUUGGCUAACGUGGAGGCUCGACUGCCCAACUGCAGCUUUGAAGGCCUCAAUGUCAAGAAAGUGGUUGGAGACACUGUUGCGCUGUGCGACGACGCUGGUGUGACGUUGCCGAACACGACGACGCCCGCUGCGACGACAACAUCGCCAGUGCCCACAGCGACGACUCAAACACCACUAGCCACGUCUUCUGCGGACUCACAAGCAACGGAUAUACCCGCCACAAAGUCGGCGGCUACUUUCGUGGAGUUCAGCUCCAAUUUUGAGAGUGUGCUGACCCUCACUGUCGUGCUGGCGUGGGUUAGCUUGUGA